AUCAGUAGUCUUUGUUGCGCGAUGUAAAACACGGUACACGUUCCUUUCUCUAUGGCUAGAUCGUUACUUUGACCGUUUUAAUAUAGCAACUGUCGCGUUUUCUUAGUUUCGUGCAUGCAUAUUUGCCAACAAGCAUGUACUUUCGUUUAAACGUUCACGCGACCACCACAGUCGUUGCAAUCCAUUGCUUGAAAUUUGUUUCAGACGAAUGCUAAUCGUUUCGGUAACAAUUCCGAGUCAAGACGCGAAAUGUGUGAGUCGGAACAAGUUACCACGAGGACAAGAAGGGCCUCGAAACUGAUUUCCGAGAGGACACCAAACGAUACUUUGUCCACGAAGAUGAAGACAAAGAAAACUUCGUAACGUGGAUAAUCACGAAUAACGUGGGUGUAACCAACGACUGUCCUCCGAGAUGCGAUUCAACAAGCAGGAAUUGCUGACUCUGGCCACGCAACCGUCUCAGAAAUUCGAGAAGGAGGGUAUAUUGUAUGUACGCGAGCGGCAAGAAGGCUUCUUUCGCAGAACAGAGAGUACAGGUAAACAAUCUGACAACAAAUUUCAAAAGGGAAAAACGCAUAAGACACUGCGAGACUUCAGUUGCGUUACAGCCAGUACGAGUAAAGUAAGUUUGGAGAGAUGGUGCAGAUUACGGGGGAACCUGUUGUUUUAUUUCAAAUCGCGGGAGCAAUGGUCGGAACCCCUGGGAGUAAUAAUACUCGAGCAAUGCUUCGUUCGCGUAGAACAACCGAGCAAUCAUAUCCCCUAUGGAUUCAGCAUAGUCUUCGACGGAGGUCUGUUUCAAGCGUUGGGCGCAAAUUCAGCGGAAGAGAGGGACAGUUGGCUGCAGGCGCUUCAGCUGGCCAGCUACGAGUGCAUGAGAAGCCAGUUGCUGGCGUUGAGGCAACGAAUAGAAGCAUUUAGCGGGCACAAACAGGACACGGACAUUCAAAUGUUGCGACUGCAACGCGGUAUCUCGUCAGAUCCCGCCGAGAUACCGAUGUGCGAGAUAUCGCUGGCGUGCGACAAUCUCCUCUGUGACGGUCACGGUCGGCCGCCUAAUCCGGUUCUCGAGGUGGACGUUCAGGCAAAGGGUUCCAAGACCUGGAUCAAGUACGCGCGAACAGAGGUGGUGGAGCGAAGCAGCAAUCCCGGUUUCUUAACGACCGUGAGCUUCAGAGCCAGCGACGGCUUGACCACAGGAACGAAAGCGAGGAUAACGGCGUACGACGUUAGGGAACGCGUGAGUCAGACAGCAACGCCGAUAGGAACCGUGAUCGUCACCCUGAACGCGGUUCAAGACACUCCCAGAUUAAGGAUACCGUUGAAAUCGGCGAAAACGACGACCGUUGGCUUCCUGACCAUCAACGUGUGGAACCUAGAGGCAGAGGAUAAAGGGAACAGCACGGAGAGCACUCCGUCGAAGGAACCUACCUCCGGGUCGAAUCAGCAGAUACUUUCGCACAGGCGUUCGCAAUCAUUGCCACCUCGACUAGGAACAAAAAUCAAAUUGCCGCAUCAGGGACAACUCAAGCUUCUUUUCGCCAAUCCGUACAUGCAAACUUACAGGUUUCACUCUGGCUUAGGCGGGGAUAUCUGCGUCCACGAGAUCAUGGCCGAAAGUAAACUUUGUUUUCAGUUUCCGCAGCACUUACUUGCAAUUUGGAUCCAAGAGGAGAAGGAAUUGCUGCAGGAGGUGGCCGGAAUGGGUGAACUGCGAGAGCCUUGGCACACCAAGCAAAUCGAAUUGCUCGAUCGUCAUCUACAUCUCUUGCACCUCUAUUCGCAAGCUAAAGAGAAUUUAUCUACCUUUAAAGGGAGUUACUUUAAACGGUCAUCGCGCAGAAACGAUAGGACGCUAGAGUUUGCACCACUGAAUCUACACCUUCAGAGAAUGUGGGUUCACAACGACACCUUGAACAAAUGUGGAUUUUACGAUUUCAUAACCGUCGGAGCGUUCACCGCGCAUUCGCAUAAAAGCAAAAACGGAGGUCUGAUAAGAUUGGUGCAAGCUUUGAAAGAAUCGCCGACACGCGGUAGCCAGUUGUAUCAAGGAACAUCAAAGAUAACGAUGGCGCACGAUGCGAUUCAGGCGAUCAAGCAACUCCGACGCGACGUUGUCGACGCGAUGCGCGCUCUGAUGAAACUCGCGAAGGAGAAGCAGACGAGCGGAAUGCUGCCAAUUUGCGAGGACAUGAUUACGAAAACCAGGAUCCUGCUUAGUCUUUGGGAUCCGGGUUUGGUCGAGGAAGCGUUAACGUUUCUCGAAGAGUAUAAAGUAGCUAAGGUUCCCGAAGACGCGAACGAGGACACUCUGAACUUGGACUUCAAAACGAAUCAAUCGUUGUCCCCGUUCAAGCGGAUCACCCAACAAUUGAAUUUCGAUUUGAAGAGCCCGGAUUUCGAUGAUUUCGUUACACCCGAUACUCCGGAGUGCGUCAAGGAUCUGUGGAUGAAGGAGAACGAAAAGAACACUUACGCAACAUUCUCUGCGAAAACAGAACGAGAACGUGAACGCGACCGCGAACGAGCGAAGCAUAUUAGUUCUAUCGGCAACGACGAUUCCGUGGCCGAGGAAAAUUUUGUACUUUUCCCUGGGGUUGAGAAUGACACCAGCAAAGAAACGGAAAUCGAAACGUACAUGGAAACGAGUUGCACCGGUUUUGGUGUUCGUCAACCCCAAAGUGCUGGUGAUAAUGAUAAUGACAAUGACAACGAGAAUGACAACAACGAUAUCGGUAAUGACAAUGCGAAUGAUAAUAUUGUCGUUAACGAACACGAGGACAACGAAGAGAAAGAGGAGAUCAAAGGCGAAAUCGAUCCGUGUAAACGGUUCUUGGAUACUCAGAAAAUGUGCAAUUCACCAUCAGCGAACUAUUACAAGCCCACGGAUGAACCGGAGCCUUGGGACCUUACGCAGCUGAACAUCGAGGCCAGCGUGAUGUGUCUGGUAUCGAAAGUCAAGUUUCUCUGCGGCAGAUGCAGCAGUCCGGCGGUGCGUUUGCGGAAUAAAAAUACCGUUGGAAGAUCGCACAGCUUGAAAGGAUGUAUGCCGAACAAUCGUAACAAAAGCGUCGAAGUUGUAACGAUUCAGCCAAAAAACGACAUAAAAAACGACGAGUCGAUCAAACUUCUCGAAAGUGUGGAAAAUCGUAUCGCCUCGCGACAACAUCCGAGCCCGGGAACGGAGAAAACGCUGCCAGCCUUUUCGAAAGCCAAAGAAGUGUGCCAGGCGGUUGACUCGAUGACGAGAGUGAUCAAAAGUAAUUCGGGACAAAGAAACAAGUUCACGGAGGGUCUAGAUUUUGCCUCGAUCGUAGACUGGACGAGCGAGCUCAGACCAAGCAUGAAGAAGUUGCGUCAAGCCAUGGACGGUCUCUUGAAAACUGCGAGAUUGACGCACUCGGUGUUCAGAGUGCAAGAGGACGCGAAAAUGGCUCAGCGUGCUUGCAACGUUCGAUACAGGCGAGACGUGUGCUUCAGUCAAGCUUUGACCAGUUUGGUAUCAGGCAUAAUGGCGAAACUUUGGUGUCAAAGGCCCGACCCCAUGUUUCUCCUAAUUUUAACUACCCUGGGUCCUCUGGUCUCGUUCGAAGGGCUUCUUAGCUAUUACGGGGAUGAGAUAGACAUGUGGGGAGACAUGGCUGUGGCAGUGGAGGACAUGCAUACCGUAACUUUUACUCUGACCAGAUGUGGUAUUCAGUCGAGGCUCGAAGGAAACUGCAACGGACCGCUGGUUCAACUUCCACUACCAAGAGUACUUGGAUCUCGUGCUGCGUUAACGGUGAUGCUUCCAGUGCCGGAUGCGAUUUAUUCUUUGCUUCCACUGGUUCCUUCUUCCAGACAAACUAUCUCCUUUAAUGUUACCCCCGUCUUCUUCAAUGUCGGUAUCAACGAAAUGGCCUCCCUGGCGGAGAGCCUAGGAACCACGAAACCGCAAGAAAAGAGCAACAUGGACAAUUUCGACAGAUUGAACGAAUACUAUCUGCGGUUUAAGAAGCUCAGCUUGCCCACGGAAACGGCAUCGACUCGACUCGGCUCGAGAUCGGCGCUUGGUCAAACGUUGGCGGAGCUCAUGGCCAAUCUGAAGACGAGCGUUCAGGCCAGAGUGAACAAGAACGUCGAAAUCUUGCAGCUGUCCUCUCAGAUCUGUCGAAGGAUGCGCGGCCUGAGGUUCACCAGUUGCAAAAGCGCAAAGGAUCGCACCGGUAUGUCGAUUACUCUCGAGCAAGUGAACAUACUGACCAGCGAGUACCAUCUGGCCGAGCACGAAUUCCCGAGGGCUCUCGACUGCAUGAGAAGCGAGGGAUGUCGACGAGAGAAUACCUGGAAAAAUAUCGGAAUUCGAAAAUACGCGUUUAAUAGUUUGCAAAUUCUGACACUACCCAAGUUGUAUCGUCCGCCGACAGGAACUUACGGAUCGGCGCAAACUUAAGUAGAAACGUUGCUUACCGUUCAAGCAACUUUUCUCCGACGCACAACCUUAUUUAACACGUUGAUCGCCGCAUUUUUUUUCUCACCCUGGACCCACGUAAGUACAUAUCCGAUUGGAUACACGUGGCGGUCAACAUGUUAAUAGCACGCAUGUGCCCGGAAACAUCAACCACGUAAGACCAGUACUGUCACGUACGAACAAUACCAUGAAAUUUUGUUGUUUUUUUUUUUUUUGUACCAUUAGCGAACAUGCGUGGAAUUUUUACAGAAUUUUUGAAAUUCGUUUCGUUCAGUUCGUUUAAUCGAGGAAAGAGAGUGCCAUUUAAUAUAUAACGUGUCGCGUUUUAGCACGAGUUUAGAGGAUGCUAUAUAGGAGGCCGUUGGAUUCGAACAAAUGUAUUUUUAUUAUUUCUGUACAUAAGAUUUUACUCGAUAAGGUUAGA
Molecule: messenger RNA, 4874 nt
Organism: Colletes gigas
Lineage: Eukaryota; Metazoa; Arthropoda; Insecta; Hymenoptera; Colletidae
Product: type II inositol 3,4-bisphosphate 4-phosphatase
Exons: 18
Coding region: 413-4432 (1339 amino acids)
Cellular component (GO): cytoplasm
Molecular function (GO): phosphatidylinositol-3,4-bisphosphate 4-phosphatase activity
Source: RefSeq, a predicted model, not a curated record